GGCUGUGUUCCCUGGGGCUGUGGGAAGCAGCAGCUCCCUGAGCCCGAUGCAGCCGCUGCCUCUGUUCAGCAGGGAAGGUUGCAACUACCACAGCUGGGGCAGCACUCCGCAGUGUCAGUACACAGCUGAGGCAGUGCAGCAGCAGCACACAGCUGAGGCAGUGCAGCAGCAGCAGCAGCAUGAUGGGGAAGACACGGAUGGUCAUGGCCACCACGUGCCUCCUUAUUUUGGGCAUCCUGUCAGUCCUGGUAGCCCAUGGGCACUGGAGUACUCUGCAGCGAAGGCGGCGAUCCGCCACGGCUGGAGGCGACGCAGACCCAUCUGCCUGGCUGGGAGUGAGGGGUGCCAAUCUGCCGUAUCUCAUGGAUGCAAAUGCAGAUGCUCCUCAGCCGGAUCCCACGCUGCAGCCCAUCUGGAAUCUCUGGGAGAAAUUGAACUUUAUAUCUUUUGUGAAGAGUCUCGUUUCCCGCCUCAGUCGCCCCAUGAGGCUGAGAAGCCGUCGGUUCAGGAAGGAGGCAGCAGCACCGUGACAGUCUCUGCCAACAGAGCAGGGGCGGCUCACCCGGGAGCCGUGCCAGAGGCAGACGAAGUGCCCUUGGAGAAGGUGGCAGAUCCACAAACAGGCAGUCGGACGGUGGCAGUCUCUGAGGAAAAAACAAGGCCAUUCCAGUCAACAGCCGUGCCAGGUGUGGAAGGUGAGAAAAACUCAAAGGCCGAGCGUCUUCUGGGAUUCCAGACCCAUUUCCUCAUAUUUGCCGGGACUUUCUUCUGCUUGUGCCUCCUGUUGUCCCUGUUGGUUGCUUUGAUCUGUCUGUACAAGAAGAGGAAACGGAUUCCCUCUCCAUCUUCAGUGGCCCAGGACAGCACCAGCAGCUCCCACACGAGCAAGGAGAGUGAUCCUGGCUCCAACACAAUCCAACAAAAUGUGAUCUGGACCCAAGGGCAGCAGCCACCAGCUGUGCCAGGAAGCUCCUCUGUCCCACAGCUGACAUCUCAGACAGCUGGGAUCUGCGGGACUGGUUUAAGCCCAUCGAGCGAGAAAGCAUCAUGCUUGAGCCCCCUUGUCACCAUACCCAAAGAAGCCCGCAAGUGGUCACAGAAGAAAAUCAUAACAAUAACAAUAGACAUGACAGACAGGAAUCUUGGAAGCGCUGAAGACUUGGCAGCACUCCCUGAAGCUGACACCAGCUCUAAUCUCAAGCUCAACGAUCCCGCUGGCUCUGCCAAAGGCACUGGAGCCACACAGGCGGGAGAGGUGGGCAAAGGGCUCAUCAGGGCACAGCCCUGA
Messenger RNA from Colius striatus (speckled mousebird), 1288 nucleotides. RefSeq lists its product as uncharacterized. The coding region runs from base 47 to 1288 and encodes 413 amino acids. The record is from RefSeq and is a predicted model, not a curated record. NCBI's taxonomy places the organism in Eukaryota, Metazoa, Chordata, Aves, Coliiformes, Coliidae. The transcript is spliced from 9 exons.